AUGAGCGGAUCCGCACAGGUCGUCGCGUCGCACGAGCAGUGCGCCCACGGCGGCCUCGGGCCGUGCUUCGGCGCGGACGCAUGCGUGCGCUGCUGGCCCCCGCUGCCGGCGCUGCCGACGACGCUCGCGAUCCUCUCGAACACGGCGACGCCGGGGGCCGGCACGCCGGACGCGACGCCAGGGCCGCAGAGCGCUGCGGUGGCCGCGAGUGCGAACGCCGACGCAAAUGCCAUGCUUGCUGCUGUCGCGCGCCUGUCGGACGCAGAGCUCUCGCCGCUCUUCUCGCCCGUCUCGGACGCGGCGGAGCUGCCGGACCUGGACGACAUGUCGACGAUGGCGGGCGACGAGACUUUACGGUUCUUUGCGGCGCUGUCCGAGGCCGACCUACCGCCGACGUUGUCAGGCGAGACGCUGCCGCCGGCGCUAUCUGGCGAGCUUGAGCUGCUGCCGCCACCGGUGCUCGUCGCCGAGUCGGCCGAUUUCGUCUCGACGUUGCCGUUGCAACAGGCCGAACCCACGCUGCUGUCGCAGCCCGUCGUGCCAUCACAGCCCAUGCUGUUAUCACAGCCCAUGCUGUUAUCACAGCCCAUGCUGUUAUCACAGCCCAUGCUGUUAUCACAGCCCAUGCUGUUAUCACAGCCCAUGCUGUUAUCACAGCCCCCUCAGCAGCUCCUCGAGACGCUGACCGCGGCACCCCCAGACGACCGCGCCGGCGUUCUGGCUGCAAUCGCCACGGUGGAAUGGCGGAUGUCAGAGCCGAGCCUGUCGCCACCGCCGACCUCGGUCACAGAACCGCCUGCAACGGCCCAGCGUUCACAGAGCAUGAGCAGCGUGUCUACACCCUCAUCGUCGUCUUUCGCCGCCGUGUACGAGGCGGAAGUGUCACCAUCGUACUCGUCCGACCCGCCAGAACGGUCCACGUCGCGCUCGCCGUCUCACUUCUCUGGGCCACCCUUGCCCGCCAAAAAGAGGCGGUUGCCAAGCCGGAAUGUCGCUCCCAAGCCAAAGCGGCCUCCAAAUUGUGUCGCCUCUUCCACACGAGGGGCUAAGGAGAAGCGGGACAUUCGGCGCGCAGUCUCCAAGCAGAGGGAGACCAAGGGCCACGCGCUGCCGAUUGUCAAGCAGGAGUUUAUCGACCCCAACGAUGAUCGCGGAAAGUCUCCAGGACACGCCAUCGAGGUCAUCGAGACGGGCUACACGCCGAGCCCGCCGCCUGAACCGAUGCCGGAGGUCGAAACGCCGCCGCCUCGGGCUCUGAAACGACCACCGCCGCCCACCGUCGAGAUCCAAAUGACCGAGGCGGCCACGGAACGAGCACGAGACGACAUGAUAGCGGAUAGGACGCUGCUGUCACAGUUCUUUAUCUGCCACGAGACGGAAGAUCGAUAUCCGAUCGUUCGGGGCCUCGAGCCUAUGGCCCUCCGACGGGCCGAGGCUACAAUCCGCACGUACCCGACAGAUUGGUGUCCCCGCCCUUCAGGUAGGGGAAUUUCCAUCUCCAGUGGCGCGGGGAUGGUGAAAAUGAUCAGGAUGUUCGAUAUGAUCAGGUCAGAGCAGUACCGCAUGCUGCCAUAUGAGGAAGCCUGCGAUCGCUGCCGACAGAUCGGGUGGUUCUGCAUGGUGGACGAGUUUCGAAUCAACCAAGGAUGUGCCACUUGUAGCAACAGUUGUGGCCUCUUCCACUACGGCAAGUGGACACUGAACAAGAAGGGUCGGCCGAACGUACCAGGGGCAGAGGGCACGCCGAAGCCAAAGCCGAAGCCGAAGCAAUCACCCCGACCAGCACCUGCCAAGGAGCCGCAUGCGUCUCCGAAGGACGAGCAACGCCGUUUCCGAUUCAUGCCCCGGCGAUCGUCCUCAUCGUUGUCAGCGGCUCCGUCGCCGGCCCUUGCUCCGCCUCCCGCCGGUCCUAUUGCUCCUUCGGACAUCGGUCAGGCAGCCCCUCCAGCGGCACCUCUGGUCAAACCCACGGUCACAUCUCUAGUCGCCCCACUAGUCGCCCUUCCAGCUGCACCUCUGGUCACACCUUCGGUGACACUUCGAGUCGCCCCACUGGUUGCCCCUCCAGCUGCACCUCUGGUCACACCUUCAGUGACACUUCGAGUCGCCCCACUAGUCGCCCCUCCAGCGGCAGUGCUUGUUCCACCACCUGGCCCAGUACCAGUUCCGGCUCCACCGGCCCCCCAGACGGUGCCACCUCCUCCACCUUCUCUAGAAGAGGCGCUUCCCCCAAUAGUGCCCGCCCCCGAGCCGUCACGCCCCCCAAAUGUGUCACCAGCCACAACCAAGGCGUCGGUGUCACCGACCAAGAAGAGGAAGAAUACGUUCGUAUUCCCUUACACGGUCAACGGAGUGAGGCAUGCUGGGCCCCGCGUCAGACGGGGAGCUCGAAACGAGUUUGAAACCGGUAGCGAAGAGCGGCCGUUUGUGCUCGAGGACAGUCCGUCGCCUCCCCCAGGUGCUCCACCUCCAGCCAAGAGGAUCCGAACGCAACACAAGACCGGUGAUGCGCAGCAGCCGAUUCUGAUCGACGACAGUCCACGUCUGCAGGCGGGCCCCAGCAACUCGGUUGUGCCCAUCACUGCGCCAGCAACGCCUAGCCCGUUCGCCGAAGAGGCCGAGAAUCUCACGGCUCGACUGCUUCUGGCACUGCCUACGGAGCGUGUGCUACUCCUCGCCGACCUGGUUCCGGACAGCACUGCCGCAGCUGCGCUUGACGAGUUGCUUGGCUUUCUUCCAUAUCCGCACCACGGGCCCGUGCUGGGAUCGCUCAUCGAGCUGCGAGAGGGCCUCGAACCGUGGAACAAGGCCACGUGCGAGUAUUGUGAGGACCUUAGCAAGUCGACGCCAGAAGAUCGCCUGGAUACGCUCGACCCACUCGUGCCCGACUCUGCCACAGAGGUGAACCCUCUCUCGUCAAAACGUAGGGCGACGCAUUGCGUCGACAACUUGUUGUCCUUGCUGCCUAUCGCUGGUCAACGCGCUGUAGUUUCAGCACUCCUUGCCGUGUUCCGGGGACUCUAG
Vanrija pseudolonga is the source of this 3024-nucleotide messenger RNA. RefSeq lists its product as uncharacterized. Gene Ontology annotation, biological process: actin filament polymerization. Gene Ontology annotation, cellular component: actin filament. The record is from RefSeq and is a predicted model, not a curated record. Lineage: Eukaryota; Fungi; Basidiomycota; Tremellomycetes; Trichosporonales; Trichosporonaceae. Bases 1 to 3024 code for a protein of 1007 amino acids. The transcript has 4 exons.